AUACGAAUGGAAGCGGGGUUUUGCUUUGUGUAUGAGUAGCUCAGAGAAGGAAUCAGAAGUGAGAUUGAGGGUGCCAUCUCUCCUGCGACAGUGAUAAAAUGGACAACAUAGAAAAGAAAUCGGCUGAUGACUUGGAGGCGGGGCCUAGUUUCUCUGAUGAUGAAGAAAAAGAUCCUUUUAAUAUCUCAAGAACUAAGGACGCUACCAUCGAGCGUCUCAGACGCUGGAGACAAGCGGCCCUUGUGUUAAAUGCUUCUCGUCGAUUUCGGUACACAUUGGAUCUUAAGAAGGAGGAGGAGAAGAAAGAAUCAUUGAGGAAAAUUAGAGCACAUGUGGAAGCCAUACGAGCUGCAUAUCGGUUUAAAGAAGGUGUUCUGCAAGGUAAUGGUCAAUUGCCAGAAUUUUCUUUAGUUUCUAGUGGUGAUUUUCCAAUUGGGCAAGAACAACUUACUUCAUUGACAAGGGAUCAUAAUAUUUCUGCUCUACAGCAAUGCGGGGGGGUUAAAGGGCUGUCUGAUUUGUUAAAAACAAAUUUAGAGAAGGGAAUUAAUGGUGAUGAUGCUGACUUGCUUAAACGAAGGAAUGUAUUUGGAUCAAACACUUAUCCCAAGAAAAGGGGAAGAAGUUUUUGGAUGUUCCUCUGGGAAGCAUGGCAAGAUCUUACUUUGAUUAUAUUGAUGGUAGCUGCGGUGGUGUCCUUGGCACUUGGCAUAAAGACAGAGGGUACUAAGGAAGGAUGGUAUGAUGGAGGGAGCAUUGCCUUUGCAGUUAUUCUAGUUAUUCUUGUGACAGCUAUAAGUGAUUAUCGACAAUCUCUUCAAUUCCAAAGCCUUAAUGAGGAGAAGAGAAAUAUACAUAUGGAGGUUAUUAGAGGUGGUAGAAGAAUUGAAGUCUCAAUAUAUGAUAUUGUUGUUGGUGAUCUUGUGCCCCUGAACAUUGGUGACCAGGUCCCUGCUGAUGGAGUUGUAAUUUCUUUUCACUCUCUUUCCAUUGAUGAAUCCAACAUGACUGGAGAGAGCGAGAUUGUUCACAAGGACUCGAGGGACCCAUUUCUGAUGUCUGGUUGCAUGGUUGCAGAUGGCAAUGGCAUCAUGCUUGUAACCAGUGUUGGGACUAAUACUGAAUGGGGAAUGCUCAUGGCUAGCAUUUCAGAAGACACUGGUGAAGAAACACCUUUGCAGGUACGCCUAAAUGGGGCUGCAACUUUUAUUGGGAUUGUUGGGCUCACAGUGGCUUUCAUAGUCUUGAUUGUCCUUUUAGCCAGAUACUUUUCUGGCCAUACCAAAGAUGCAUAUGGCAAAGUUCAGUUUCAAGCAGGCAGGACCAGUGUUGGAGAUGCUGUAGAUGGAGCCAUUAAAAUUUUGACUAUUGCUGUGACUAUUGUUGUAGUUGCUGUUCCUGAAGGGCUUCCCCUCGCUGUUACCUUAACGCUUGCCUACUCGAUGAGGAAAAUGAUGGCAGACAAAGCACUGGUGAGAAGGCUCUCUGCCUGUGAGACAAUGGGCUCAGCCACAACUAUUUGCAGUGAUAAGACUGGAACCCUAACUUUGAAUCAGAUGACGGUUGUUGAAGCUUAUGUUGGUGAGAAGAAGAUUGGUUCUCCAGAUAGCAACCAGUUGUCUCCUAUGCUGACCUCAUUACUUAUUGAAGGAAUUGCACAAAACACAACUGGCAGCAUCUAUGUGCCUGCUCAGGGUAAUGCAGAUGUAGAGGUUUUUGGAUCACCGACGGAAAAAGCAAUUCUUUAUUGGGGAAUUAAGCUGGGGAUGAACUUUGAAGCUGUUAGAUCUGAAGCUUCUGUUAUCCAUGCUUUCCCAUUCAACUCUCAGGAAAAACGGGGUGGCAUUGCAUUGCAAGUGCCUAAUUCUGAAGUUCACAUACACUGGAAAGGAGCCGCUGAAAUAGUUUUGGCUUCAUGCACGAGGUACAUUGACACAAAUGAUCGAUUAGUAGCCAUGGAUGAAGAAAAGGUGAUUUUUUUUAAGAAUGCUAUUGAAGAUAUGGCAUCUCGUAGUUUACGCUGUGUUGCAAUUGCUUAUACAACAUAUGAUAGAGAAAGGGUUCCAGCAGAUGAGGAGCAACUUUCUCAGUGGGUAUUGCCAGAAGAUGACCUUGUUUUGCUAGCUAUUGUGGGUAUAAAGGAUCCAUGUCGGCCUUCUGUCAAAGAUGCAGUGCGACUAUGUCAAAUUGCUGGUGUAAAGGUGCGUAUGGUGACAGGUGAUAAUAUUCAAACUGCAAAAGCAAUUGCUUUGGAAUGUGGAAUACUAACUUCAGAGGCAGAUGCUACUGAGCGUAAUAUCAUUGAGGGAAAAAAUUUCCGUGCCUUGUCAGAUGCACAAAGAGAAGAAAUUUCUGAGAAGAUUUCAGUCAUGGGACGUUCCUCUCCCAAUGAUAAACUUCUACUUGUGCAAGCGUUGAGAAAGAGGGCACAUGUUGUUGCUGUAACUGGAGAUGGUACUAAUGAUGCUCCUGCACUACAUGAGGCAGAUAUUGGUCUUGCAAUGGGUAUUCAAGGGACAGAAGUAGCUAAGGAGAGCUCAGAUAUCAUUAUCUUGGAUGACAAUUUUGCUUCAGUUGUUAAGGUUGUGCGAUGGGGCCGGUCUGUAUAUGCAAAUAUCCAGAAAUUCAUCCAGUUUCAGCUUACCGUUAAUGUUGCAGCUCUUGUUAUUAAUUUUGUGGCUGCAGUUUCUUCUGGUGAUGUUCCCCUAAAUGCAGUACAGCUUCUUUGGGUCAAUCUGAUCAUGGACACGCUUGGAGCCCUAGCAUUGGCUACUGAACCACCAACAGAUCACCUGAUGCACCGGCCCCCAGUUGGUCGAAGAGAACCACUUAUAACUAACAUAAUGUGGAGGAACCUCAUAAUACAGGCUGUCUAUCAAUUGAGUGUUCUGCUUGUACUAAACUUCAAAGGAAAGAGUUUACUUAAUCUGGAGCAUGAUGACAGCGGCCAUGCUAAUAAAGUGAAAAAUACACUGAUAUUCAAUUCUUUCGUCCUUUGUCAGAUCUUUAAUGAAUUUAAUGCCCGGAAGCCAGAUGAAAAGAAUAUUUUCAGUGGAAUUAUGAAAAACCACCUUUUCAUGGGGAUAGUGGCCUUAACCAUUGUACUUCAGAUAAUUAUCGUUGAGUUUCUUGGGAAGUUUACAAAAACUGUCAGGCUCAACUGGAAGCACUGGAUCAUCUCAGUUGUUAUUGGCUUCAUCAGUUGGCCCCUUGCCUUUAUUGGGAAGUUUAUUCCUGUACCAGCCACUCCAAUCAGUAACUUAUUCAAAAGGAGAAAUCCCCCUUCAAUCAACUAAAAGUAGUAUUACAAGUCUGGAUGAAACCUUAUUUCCCUUUUUGUACACUGGUGGGCAUAGAUUUUACGGAUUUUCAGAUACUUAUUCACAAGCGUUGUAAUUAGUUUUUGUUUGUUUGUUUGUUUUUCAUUUACUAAGAUUGUUUAUAUUUCUAACAACUAUAGUUGGUGAGAUAAGUACUUAAAUACAAUGCCAACGAGGUUUUUUU
This is a messenger RNA of Mangifera indica (mango), 3504 nucleotides long. RefSeq names its product calcium-transporting ATPase 8, plasma membrane-type-like. Gene Ontology annotation, biological process: calcium ion transmembrane transport. The transcript is spliced from 34 exons. The coding region runs from base 99 to 3296 and encodes 1065 amino acids. Gene Ontology annotation, molecular function: ATP hydrolysis activity; ATP binding; P-type calcium transporter activity. Gene Ontology annotation, cellular component: membrane; intracellular membrane-bounded organelle. The record is from RefSeq and is a predicted model, not a curated record. Lineage: Eukaryota; Viridiplantae; Streptophyta; Magnoliopsida; Sapindales; Anacardiaceae.